Molecule: messenger RNA, 1235 nt
Organism: Galeopterus variegatus (Sunda flying lemur)
Lineage: Eukaryota; Metazoa; Chordata; Mammalia; Dermoptera; Cynocephalidae
Product: zinc finger protein Rlf-like
Exons: 6
Biological process (GO): regulation of transcription by RNA polymerase II
Cellular component (GO): nucleus
Molecular function (GO): DNA binding; DNA-binding transcription factor activity, RNA polymerase II-specific
Source: RefSeq, a predicted model, not a curated record
AUGACUCUAGAGGGUCUCGAAAAACAGGUGAGUAAGAGCCUCUGGACAGUUGUUACUAGGCUGUUGCUAGGGCGGCUGUUGCUAGGGCGGCCGUUGCGGAGGCCGUCAAGAGGAGUGGCACUCGGAGUCCUAAUGAUGAAAUCAGGCGGGCGCCGGCGUCGCCAGAAAGUGCGUCAUCACGCGCGGGCGCCUGGGGGCGGGGCCAAGGCUCAGUCACGUGGCUUGGUUGCCUACGCGCUGCUGGGCCGUGGGAAGAUGGCGGACGGAAAGGGAGACGCCGCCGCCGCUGCCGGGGCCGGGGCUGAGGCUCCGGCGGUGGCCGGAGCCGGAGACCGAGCCGAGACUGAUUCCAUGGCUCGGGGUCAUCGCCCCGCAUCUCCGGUGCCGGGAGCCCUGGGACUGCGACCUUGUCUGUGGCAGCUGGAGACAGAGCUGAGGGAGCAGGAGGUGUCUGAGGUCUCAUCUUUGAACUAUUGCCGGAGCUUCUGCCAGACCUUAUUGCAAUAUGCAAGCAACAAGAAUGCAUCAGAACAUAUUGUGUAUCUUCUGGAGGUAUAUCGACUUGCCAUCCAGAGCUUUGCCAGUGCACGUCCAUACUUAACUACUGAAUGUGAAGAUGUCCUCUUAGUGCUUGGCAGACUAGUACUGAGUUGUUUUGAAUUACUGCUUUCAGUGUCUGAAAGUGAACUGCCAUCUGAAGUCUGGGUACCGUUCCUUCAGUCUCUACAGGAGUCACAUGAUGCAUUAUUGGAAUUUGGAAAUAAUAACCUACAAAUAUUGGUUCAUGUUACCAAGGAAGGUGUAUGGAAGAACCCAGUUCUUCUUAAAAUUCUGUCUCAACAGCCAGUAGAAACAGAGGAAGUCAAUAAAUUGAUUGCACAAGAAGGACCUUCCUUUCUGCAGAUGCGAAUAAAACAUUUGUUGAAAUCUAACUGCAUUCCUCAGGCUACUGCUUUAUCAAAACUAUGUGCAGAAUCUAAAGAAAUUACAAAUGUGUCAUCUUUUCAGCAAGCUUAUAUCACGUGUUUAUGUUCCAUGCUCCCUAGUGAAGAUGCUAUUAAGGAGGGGAAACAAACAGUCAAACUUGUGACUGUUACGUCAGAAAAGAUGAGAGUGGACUUUGGAGUUCUGAGACUUCUGGAUGGCUCAUUACUGGAUUGGAUUGACUGGGAGUUUAGGAAGAAAAUGUUUUUCACAAGACCUCUAGAGAAGGAGGAGAGCAACAGUCAGAAUAU